Molecule: messenger RNA, 527 nt
Organism: Moneuplotes crassus
Lineage: Eukaryota; Ciliophora; Spirotrichea; Euplotida; Euplotidae
Source: the annotation of a GenBank genome assembly
AUGGGAAGACCACCUAGAGCCCCAAAGAGAGUAUACAAGAAGAAAGCCACCGAAGAAAAUAAGGAAGGCGAUAACAAGGCUGCUAAGGCUAAGGCCGUCUUGACCAGAGGAAGAUUCUUGAAGGGAAAACAUAAGGUAUGGACUACUGCCACCUUCAGAAGACCAAAAACUUUGGCUCAAGCUAGGACUCCAAAGUAUUUGAGACACAGUACUUUGAAAGCAGGAACUGUUAACAAAUACUCGGUUAUUGAAUACCCAUUGGUUGGUGAAUCUGCCUCUAAAUUGAUGGAAGACCAAAACACUCUGGUUUUCAUUGUCAACCUCAAGUCUACCAAGCCAGAUAUUAAGAGAACCUUCAAAGAGAGAUUCAACGUUGACAUUAGGAAAGUAAACACUCUCAUUAGACCAGAUGGAAAGAAGAAGGCUUUCAUUACUCUUAAGGGAGAGCAGGCUGCUGUUGAGCUCGGAUCAAAAAUUGGUAUCAUCUAAUCAAUUUCUAACAUUCCUUAAAGUCAUAUAUAACCACA